AUGGGGAACUCGAGUAGCUCACAAAAGAUCUCUGCCCAGGAUCGGGCAAUCCUCGAUCUAAAAAACCAACGCGACAAACUGCACCAAUACCAACGAAAAAUAACAGUCCUCACAGACCGCGAAACAGCAAUCGCAAAAGAAUGCCUAGCACGCAACGACAAACGCCUAGCCCUCCUCGCCCUCCGCCGCAAGAAAUACCAAGAAUCUCUCCUAGCAAAAACAGACGGCCAACUUGCGCAGCUGGAACAACUGACAGGCGAUGUGGAGUUCGCGCUUGUGCAAAAGGAUGUCAUGUAUGGCUUACAGCAAGGGACUGCUGUUCUGAAGACUAUCCAUAAGGAGAUGGGGGGUAUUGAGGGGGUUGAGAGGUUGAUGGGAGAGACGGAGGAUGCGAGGGCUUAUCAGGAGGAGGUGAGCCAAAUGCUGGCGGGUCAUUUGACGAAUCAGGACGAGGAUGAGGUUGAGGAUGAAUUGGAGGCUUUGCAACGGGAGCUUGCUGGACCUGUUGUUUUGCCUAGUCCGCCUACUGCUGUUCCUGUUCCUGCCGAGGAAGCUGAGCCCGAGGUUGAGUUUAUUCGGGAGAGGAGAGAGGCCAAGGCUGAGACGAGGACGGCGUUGCCAGCUUGA
Molecule: messenger RNA, 627 nt
Organism: Penicillium antarcticum
Lineage: Eukaryota; Fungi; Ascomycota; Eurotiomycetes; Eurotiales; Aspergillaceae
Product: ESCRT-III subunit protein VPS20
Exons: 3
Coding region: 1-627 (208 amino acids)
Biological process (GO): vesicle budding from membrane; late endosome to vacuole transport via multivesicular body sorting pathway
Cellular component (GO): multivesicular body; ESCRT III complex
Source: RefSeq, a predicted model, not a curated record